AAUUUAUUUUAACAAUUUUCAAGUUUUUUUCCGACAGGUGGCCUAAUUCUUGUUAUGAGGGAGCAUUGCCACGUCAGGUUCUAAAUCUAAAAGAUGCCAGCUUCUGCAAGUGCAACUUCAGUUGGAGGAGGAGGACGAUCACCUAAGGCCAUGGCACCACGAUCUCCAGGUGGUGCACUAAAGCAAUCUGGUGGUGGUGGCGGCACAUUAAAACAAAGGAAAACUGUUGCUAGUAGCAGCAGUAGGGCAAGAAACACAGGUGCAACCAGUGGUGGAAUGUGGAGAUUUUACACAGAUGACUCUCCUGGCAUUAAAGUUGGUCCUGUACCUGUUCUGGUCAUGAGUCUUUUGUUUAUCGCUUCCGUCUUCAUGCUACACAUAUGGGGAAAAUAUACACGUUCUUAAAGAUUUACCUUCACUCCAGUUUUGAUCUGUUUGACCCUUUUCUUAUGGGACCAUUUUACUUCGGUCAUUCAGUGUAAAUCCUUAUUUGUUACGUGUGUAUUAUAAUAAAAUGAAUGAUGAAACCAGUUUCUAAUUUUAACACUUCCUGUUAA
Molecule: messenger RNA, 557 nt
Organism: Centruroides sculpturatus (bark scorpion)
Lineage: Eukaryota; Metazoa; Arthropoda; Arachnida; Scorpiones; Buthidae
Gene: Sec61beta
Product: protein transport protein Sec61 subunit beta-like
Exons: 4
Coding region: 94-405 (103 amino acids)
Biological process (GO): intracellular protein transport
Cellular component (GO): Sec61 translocon complex
Source: RefSeq, a predicted model, not a curated record